Dinoponera quadriceps is the source of this 449-nucleotide messenger RNA. RefSeq lists its product as uncharacterized. The record is from RefSeq and is a predicted model, not a curated record. Lineage: Eukaryota; Metazoa; Arthropoda; Insecta; Hymenoptera; Formicidae. The transcript is spliced from 2 exons. The annotation marks the transcript as partial.
UAACCAAUAGGGAUUCAUAUAAGGAGCCCAGUAGCCAUGUUGCUACAGAAAGAUAUUCACCUGUUCGCCGUGCUUCGGAAGGAUCGGGUGCACCUGGACCAGCUAUCCAAGCUAUACAACAAGAAUAUCAACAAUUACAAAGAUUAGCAUCUCCUUCACAUAGUCCUGCAAGUAUUCCUGGAUCUCCUGUACAUGAAAGAGGUGUAGCGGCAAUUACGCAAGGUCUUAGUGGUUUAACUACAACGCCGGUACAGGGUAGUAUCGUACAUGGUACGCCAGCGCAACCACCGGCGACACCAUUAGAUUUAAGUCCUCUUAGGCAUCAUAGAUCACCUGCUACUACCCCUGUAAGUUACUCCCCCAGUAAUAGUCCAGCAUUGGAUAUGAUACAAGAAGAACAUCCUGUAGAGGUACCAAGGGUAAGUAACAUUUUAUUAAAUAUAAUAAAA